This is a messenger RNA of Erinaceus europaeus (western European hedgehog), 4146 nucleotides long. RefSeq names its product ST6 beta-galactoside alpha-2,6-sialyltransferase 2 (gene ST6GAL2). Bases 448 to 2016 code for a protein of 522 amino acids. Gene Ontology annotation, molecular function: sialyltransferase activity. Lineage: Eukaryota; Metazoa; Chordata; Mammalia; Eulipotyphla; Erinaceidae. Gene Ontology annotation, biological process: carbohydrate metabolic process. The transcript has 7 exons. The record is from RefSeq and is a predicted model, not a curated record.
GGUUGAGCGCGGGGCUGAGCCAGACCACGCCGCCUGCCCGCUGCCCGGAGCCCAGCAGCUCGCACCGGGGUGGUGAGCCCGCAGGCACCCACAGGCAGGCGCGUGUCGCCCCCAUCUCCCAAGGUGGCCCCGAAAGGCUGCUGGGCGGUGAUAGGGGCGGCCUCCAGCGGGGGCUCAGAGCAGCGCUCCGGGCCACCUCGGCUCCUUGCUCCCCGGGGCGCCUGUCUGCCCGCCGGGGCCCCUUUCCUGGGUGGGUGUGAGUGGGGAUCUGCUCGCCCCGCCCGGCCCCGCACCCCAGCGUGGGGGUGAGUGUAGGGGCGCAACUGCAGCCUUGCAAGUGACCGCACUGCUCCUGCCCUAGACCCAGCCCUGCUGCGCUCGGAGAAGGCAGGUUUGAUCCACCUCACAUUGCCAUAGGACACAAGGUGCUGACCCCAGGGACCUGCCAUGAAACCUCACUUGAAACAAUGGAGACAAGGAAUGCUGUGCGGAGUUUUUGCUUGGGGGCUCCUCUUUGUGGUGAUUUUCAUCUACUUCACUGAAAGCAACCCUGCUGAGCCUGUGCCCAGUUCCUUCUCCUUCCUGGAGACCAGGAGACUCUUGCCCAUAAUGGGAAAGCAGAGAGCCAUCAUGGGCGCCAUGCAGGCACCCUCCCUACCCGAAAGCCUGGACUCCAACAAGGGCUUGCUCAGUGGGUCCCGUCCUGGCCCCUUCCACACCGGGUGGAGUGAAUUACAGAAAUGGGCACAGGUGCCAGAUGGGUUCGAAAGUGAAGAAGAAUUCUUCUCCUCCCAGAUGAGGAGGAAAUCUCAAAGUGCUUUCUACCCAGAGGACGACAACUACUUGUUCGCUGCUGCUCAGCCCAGGUCUCUUGGCCACACGCAGGGAGCCUUAGGGCCCCUUUCCCCUAGGGGCCCAGGUCUUCAGGAGCAGAGACGGAGAGUGAAGAAAAAGCCUCCAAGAAUAGGAAGGAGCCCUGCGCUGGAGGAGGGCGAUGGUGAUGACCAGCUGUACCCUUCCAUGUCCAGGGCCUUCCUGCACCGGCUGUGGAAGGGGAACGUGUCCUCCAGAAUGCUGGCGCCCCGCCUGCAGAAGGCUAUGAGGGACUACCUCCGCGCCAACAAGCACGGUGUGCGCUUCCGGGGCCGGCGGGCAGUGGCGCGCAGCCGGGCCGAGCUCCUAUGCCAGCUGCGGGCCCGCGUGCAACUGCGCACCCUGGAUGGCACCGAGCUGCCCUUCUCCGCCCUUGGCUGGCGCAGGCUGGUCCCCAGGGCGCCUCUCAGCCAGCUGCCCCUGCAGAGCCUCCGCAGCUGCGCUGUGGUCAUGUCCGCAGGUGCUAUCCUCAACUCCUCCCUAGGGGAGGAGAUUGAUUCUCAUGAUGCAGUUUUGAGGUUCAACUCAGCUCCUACACGAGGCUAUGAGAGAGAUGUUGGCAGCAAGACCACCCUGCGGAUCAUUAAUUCCCAGAUUCUGACCAACCCCAACCAUCACUUCAUUGACAGUUCAUUGUAUAAAGAUGUUAUUUUGGUGGCCUGGGACCCUGCUCCUUAUUCCGCAAAUCUUAAUCUCUGGUACAAGAAACCAGACUACAACCUUUUCACUCCAUAUGUCCAGCAUCGUCAGAGAUACCCAAAUCAACCAUUUUACAUUCUCCAUCCUAAAUUUAUAUGGCAGCUUUGGGACAUUAUCCAGGAGAACACAAAGGAGAAGAUUCAGCCCAACCCACCAUCUUCUGGCUUCAUUGGAAUCCUCCUCAUGAUGUCCCUGUGUGGAGAGGUGCAUGUGUAUGAGUAUCUCCCAUCGGUGAGGCAGACAGAACGAUGCCACUACCACGAGCUGUACUAUGACGCUGCCUGCACGCUGGGCGCCUACCACCCGCUGCUCUAUGAGAAACUUCUGGUGCAACGCCUCAACACUGGUACCCCAGGGGACCUGCACCACAAGGGGAAGGUGGUCCUCCCUGGACUGCGGAUGGUGCACUGCCCUUCACCUGACCCCACUGACCCCCAGUCUUGAAGAGGGACUCUGAGGGGUUCUUGUGCAAUAAGAACAAUCACUGGGACUCCAUGCCUGCACAGUUCCACCACUCCUGCUGGUCAUUCUUCUGUGUUGUUUUCCACAUAACAGUUAAACCCCCACCAGGUCCUCCUCUAAAAGUGGGCAUCUUCCGGAGAUAAGUGGCAAUGUACCUAGUAGAGCACACACAUGACCAGGUUCAAGCCCCUGGUCCCCACCUACAAGAGGAAAUUUUUCCCAAGCAGUGGAUCAGUGUUGCAUGUUUCUCUCUGCCUCUCCCUACCACUACCCCCCACCCCCCAGUCAAAGAAAAAGGAAAAAAAGAAUGGCCAUUGGCAGAGGUGAAGUCAUGAGAAUGGCCACUGGGAGAGGUGAAGUUAUGUAGGAACUGUGCUCCAGCAAUAACCCUGGUGGCAAAACAAAAAUGCCUCUGCUUGGCUGAUCUGUGCUAUAAGAGUAAGCAAGAGAAACAGGCCUCUCCUGUGAUUUAUAACUGUGAGAUAAGAGUGACUGCAAUGUUUUAAUCAUGAGAUUUCCACUCAAUUUCCAUAUUGAGAGCUUUCCUUCUACAUUCAUGAAGGAGGAGUAAUUUUGCCUUCCAAUGCCACUUACCUCUGAGAAGACAUUCAAACUACUUCUCUCUCAUCCCUCUAAAAGCUUACUUUGUCCCUGUGUACAGUGAGCACUGAGCUCAGGUACUGACGAGGAAAGUUACCUUCUACAGGUCUUGGUUCUGCUUUGACUUGCCAGACUCUGCCUUCAAAGGUCCCUUCACAGUCUUCCCAGUGUGGGCUUUCCUCACUGACACAUUUCUUAUUCAGGACAACCCUUUGGGGGGAUUUGAGGACUUAGAGGAAAACCUGUUGGUUCAUUGUCAAUAUCCAAGUUCAAAGAGACUAGAAAACACUUUGAAAAAAAAAAACUUUUAAACAGUGCUUUAUGAUGACAUUUUUUCUUUUCUAUCCCAUUCUUUCUUUCAUUGUUUUUACAAUUCUUUUUGCCUCCAGGGUUAUUUCUGGGGCUUGGUGCCUGUGCAAUAAAUCCUCUACUCCCAGAGGCCAUUUUUCCCAUUUUUGUUGCCCUUGUUGUUGUUUUUGUUGUUAUCGUUGUUAUAGCUGUUGUUGUUGGACAAGACAGAGAAAUCGAGAAAGGAGGGGAAGACAGAGAGAGGGAGAGAUAGACACCUGCAGACCUGCUUCACUACUUGUGAAGUAACCCCCCCACCCCUGCAGGUGGGGAGCCAGGGGCUUAAACCAGAAUCUUACUCAGUCCUCGCACUUUGCACCAUGUAUGCUUAACUCAUUGCGCUACCACCCAGCCCCCUCUUUCUUUUUUUUUUUUUUUUACCAGAGUUUCACUUAGUUCUGGCCUAUGGUGGUGCUGGGGGUUAAACCUGGGACUUUAGAGCCUCAGACAUGAAGAUCUUUUUGCAGAAUCAUUAUGCUGUCUCCCCCAGUCCAGCGACAUACUUCUUAAAUGUGCUUCCAGUCUCUCUGGGUUUAUGAGGAGGAUUUUUAGGACAGCAAAGAAAUGAUUCAGAAAUUUGAAUUUCUUCUAGGCCUUAAAAACCCUAGGGUCUCAGGGUCUGUUAAACAUUCAGAAAAUGUGGUACAAGCAUUAGUAUGUGUGGGCUGUGGGUUUUUUUUAUUUAAAAGUUUCAAUGGUUUAGCCUCUCAAGAAACCUUAUUAAGUUCUAAUAUUAGCCAUAUUGAUCCUAAGAGGCCAGACACUGGGUAACUCCUUACAUGCCACAUUUAUAGCACUGCAAUAAGCACAAUACUUAGCAUAUAGUAAACACAAAGUGCCCUCCUGCUUCUCCCACCCCACCUUAUGAAAAGAGACUAAUAAAAUCCUCACCUGAAACCAGUAGGUGACUCUUCUUACUUUACAAGUAGCAGUGCUGUUCCCCACCUGCAGGGGAGUCAUUUGCAGGUCUGCAGGUGUCUCUCUUUCUCUCUCCCCUAUAUCCCCUCCUCUCUCAAUUUCUCUCUGUCCUGUCCAAUAAAAUGGGGGGAAAAUGUCUGCUGGGAGCAGUGGGUUCAUAGUGCCAACACUGAUCCCCAGCCACAACCCUGGAGACAAAAAAAAAAAAAAAUUCUUUGUCCAAUCACAAAAAAAAAAAAAGAAAAA